Messenger RNA from Corylus avellana, 1111 nucleotides. Its product is annotated as Nucleotide-diphospho-sugar transferases superfamily protein. Lineage: Eukaryota; Viridiplantae; Streptophyta; Magnoliopsida; Fagales; Betulaceae. Gene Ontology annotation, cellular component: membrane. Gene Ontology annotation, molecular function: glycosyltransferase activity. The record is from RefSeq and is a predicted model, not a curated record.
CGAUGUUCCUCUAAUGGAGAUGAAUCGGGUGCUAACAGUCUUCGUGUUCCUCUUCUUCUUAUUCUUCUCCGUAAACGCUUCGCGUACACGAUCUGCUGACCCGUGCAACCCAAGCGCCCAGCGGGACCCACGGACGCUCCGAUCGGACAAGGUAACGGUCCUGAUCAACGGCUACUCCGAGUCCCGCAUCCCUCUUCUCCAGUCACUCGCCGCCACGUACGCCGCGUCCCCACUGGUAUCCUCUGUGCUCGUCCUCUGGGGAAACCCCUCCACCCCGGCCCAAACCCUGGCCCGUUUGGCCCAAAAUCUCUCACUCUCCUCCUCCUUCGGCGCAGCAUCGGUCUCCCUGGUCCGCCAACCAUCAAGCAGCCUCAACGCUCGGUUCCUCCCCCGACCCUCCUCAAUCGGGACCCACGCCGUUUUGAUUUGCGACGAUGACGUGGAAGUCGAUCAGCGAUCGUUCGAGUUCGCGUUCAGAAUCUGGGGAUCGAAUCAAGACCGUCCGAUCGGGUUCUUCGUAAGAUCGCACGACCUGGAUCUGUCCAGGAAGGAGUGGAUUUAUACGGUACACCCGGACAAGUACUCGAUCAUGCUCACCAAGUUUAUGAUCUUGAAAAGUGAUUACCUGUACAAGUACAGCUGUGAAGGUGGGCCCAGGAUGGGGGAGAUGAGGAGGAUCGUUGAUGGAAUGCGGAACUGCGAGGACAUCUUGAUGAACUUUGUGGUGGCUGAUGAGACGAAUGCGGGGCCCAUACUGGUGGGGGCAGAGAGGGCCAGAGAUUAUGGGGAUGCGCGGAACGACGGUGGUGAUGAACGGUGGGGAUUGAAGGGUGUAGGAUUGAGUAGUAGGAGAGGGGAGCAUAGGAAGAGGAGGGGAGAGUGCAUUAGGGAGUUCCACAGGGUGAUGGGAAGAUUGCCUUUGAGGUAUGGUUAUGGGAAGGUGGUUAAUUCCGUUGGUGAACAAGGGAUGUGUGAGAAAGGGGGGCGUUUGGUGCUUUGUGAUCAAUAACAGGAAUAGCUUAUUAUGCUUUGUACUUGUUUGGGACAAUGGGACUAAAUAAAUAUUGUAAUGAAUUGUAACAGUAAUUCAGUUGGUAAUCAAGGAAAUCAA